AAGAAGAAGAAGAAGAUGACUCCGUAGUUUAUCCGAGUUUAUCUGGUUAACAGCGUCACGAACCAGUGACAGAAACAGAUCAUUAAAAUGUUUUGGUUUGUUGGCUCCAUUCCUGAUGCUAUUAAGUUGGCUAAACUGCGGAGUUCCGUCUUUGUCGUUGUCAUUACAGGGGGAGAUGAGCAGUCCGCACAGCUGAUGUCCAGCUGGGAGGAUGACAGAGUCUCAGAGGCAGCACACAACUGUUGUGUGGCUAUCAAAGUCAAUGACAAAAGUGAGCCAUGUGUGCAGUUCUCUCAGAUCUAUCCAGUGGUGUGCAUACCCUCAAGCUUCUUUAUUGGGGAGAAUGGGAUCCCUUUGGAGGUGAUCGCUGGCAGUGUGUCCGCUGAAGAACUGAUGAUAAGAAUCAACAGAGUAAAGCAGAUGCAUGCCCAGGAGAUGACAGGGGUAACAGAACUCCCAGAGGCCAGUGGUCCUGUGGAGACGAGCAUGUUCGAUGGCAAGCCUCCUGUCGCAGCUUCAGCUCUAGGAGCGCAGGUUAGGACGGGAGCAGCCUCACAACCUGCAGCAGCACGUGGGACUGCAGAAGGUGGGUAUGUCUGGAUAGCACUGUCAUUAAAGGUCACCUAUUAUGCA
Messenger RNA from Notothenia coriiceps (black rockcod), 633 nucleotides. RefSeq names its product UBX domain-containing protein 4-like. Gene Ontology annotation, biological process: ERAD pathway. The record is from RefSeq and is a predicted model, not a curated record. Gene Ontology annotation, cellular component: endoplasmic reticulum. The transcript has 5 exons. The annotation marks the transcript as partial. NCBI's taxonomy places the organism in Eukaryota, Metazoa, Chordata, Actinopteri, Perciformes, Nototheniidae.